Molecule: messenger RNA, 1102 nt
Organism: Tyto alba (common barn owl)
Lineage: Eukaryota; Metazoa; Chordata; Aves; Strigiformes; Tytonidae
Product: hydroxysteroid dehydrogenase-like protein 2
Exons: 6
Coding region: 541-828 (95 amino acids)
Cellular component (GO): mitochondrion
Source: RefSeq, a predicted model, not a curated record
CCGUCGCCCGGCGCUGACCGGGGCUCACCCGAGGAGGUGAUGAGGAAAAUGCAGCCAUUCCGAAGGAGGUAGCAAGAGCGGUGCUAGUGAGCGAUGUCAGCUGGGCCCUGAGUGUCCGCAGGACAGCGAGAAGAUCUUCUGGGACAGCGAUGGGCUCUGAAAACACCGUGUCUGCUCCGCCUGACAAUCCCAACAAACUUCCUUUUGCCCUUCCAGCCUCCUGUGUAUUUGAGUGGCAUUUGGCAUUGUACCAUCCCACGAGUCUAAAGUACUGUUUUCAAUGAAUGAAGAAAUAGAGAACUUGGACUCCAUUCAACCCAUUUGACAAAACCCCUCUUCUUAUUUGGAGGGUAUGAUUUAUGGAAGUGAAUGUGGAACCUCUCUGCUUAAAACUAGGGUGCUUCCCAGGCAUUCAAAGGGGAGAAGAAAUCAAGCGGCACCCAGCAUAAGGGACCAGAUGGAGCUGAGGCUGUCACAGGAUCUGCUCCAGCCACGCCACUGAGUCCUGUUGCAGAAACGUUCAGAGUUAUUCAGGGGGCCAUGAGUGAGGAGUAUGUGAGAACUACUCAGGGUGUCUUUCAGUUUGAAUUAUCCGGUGACGAAGGAGGCACUUGGUACAUUGACCUGAAAACCAAGGGUGGGAGCGCUGGUUUCGGAAAGCCUCCUGUGGCGGCUGAUGUGGUUAUGAGCAUGUCGAGUGCCGACUUUGUGAAGAUGUUCACAGGAUUUCAGGAGUGGAAGGGAGAGGUGUGCAGCAUCCAGUUCAAUAUUAACUACAUCCUGGAACCUGAAGACAGAAUGAGCAUUGCUUGCAUGAUGGAAGAGUGAGAACCCACCAUGCUGCCCUGGGGGAUACUGAUUGCUGCCAGCAGCCAGACCAGGGCUGUGCCUGACCACCGAUGUGGCUGUAUGAAUAACUGAUCAUGCCAGGGAGAGAAGGGUAGGAACUAUCACAUCCCACACUUUGAUUGGUGUAAGCAGUUAUGGAUUCACACCCAACAGGACAAGCAAUUCACUAGCAAGAAAAAGGAAAACUAGAAAACUUGGACCUAAUUUUCAAUUAAAAGUAUUUCUACUAUUCUACAUGACCCAGGAUGAGUGU